CACAGCGGCUCUUCGACUGGUGGGGGGGUGGAACGCUGCGUUUCCCGGGGCUGAAGUCACACGCACUCUGCCAGCUGUCGCACGGACGUGUGUAAUGUCGGCAGACGGACAGCAGGACUCCGACUCACGCAGCGGCUGUAGCAGAGCGACGUAGCAUCCCCACAUCUCCAGGCGGCGGAGGGUUCGCUGGUCUCGGCUCCGACAGCAGCAGCAGCAGCCCGGUGUCCUUUGUUGCGUCGGCAGCAGCUGGCGUUGGUCCGAGGACACGACGACAUGUCCGCGGGACAGAAAUGUGUUUUCGUGUAAGGGACGGAGGAGAUACGGUGACUGCGGAGAAAGUACCCUCGAGUCUCCGCUGUACCCGCGCCCGCAAUGUUGGGAUAACGGCGGCAUCUCCUCACACAUUUAACGACGUUUGAGCCGACCUCUCCUACCUCUCUCCCAUUCUACGAGGGAACAAACCACUAAGACACACCGACCUCAUCCCUCCGACCAAUGAUGACGUCCCCGGACUCUCCCCCGCUCGUUUCCCCUUCUCCAUGCCCUGCUCCACCUCCGUCUGUCCCCUCAUCUCCUGUGCCCUCCUCCCCAGCCCCGUCUUCCUCCUCCCUGCCUGCCCCACCCUCGCUGCCUCCCACGGGGGAGGUGAUGGUGAUGGCGCUGGGCAGGAAGAAGCAGAGGGUGCUGAUUGCUCUCACCAUCCUCCCCAACCUCUUCCUGGCCUUCCUGCUCUCCUCUGACCCACUCAUCACACUCUCCCCGCCCCACCACUGCCACCUGCCGGGGCCCCUGCCGUCGCUGGAGGUGCUGAAUGCCUCGCUGCCCUGGGAGAAGUCGGACAGGCUUCGGGACAGAAGGGGCCCAUCCCAGUGUAAGCAGUACGUCAACGGCAGCCAGUCAGCAGUGGAGGACUGUGUGGCUGGCUGGGACUACAAUGUUACAGAGGGGCUGAGGAACAACAUUGUCACAGAGUGGGAUCUGGUGUGUGGUCAGUACUGGCUGGUCCCUGUGGAGGAGGUGUGUUUCAUCCUGGGCGUCCUCACUGGCUGUCUGGGUCUGGGCUAUGCUGCAGACAGGCUGGGCCGGUCCAAGACUCUGCUGACCUCCCUGACCCUGUCGGUGGUGUUCGGGGUGCUGGUGUGUGUCUCUCCGUACCCCUCCAUCUUCAUCGUUAUGCGUUUCUGUCUGGCGGCUGCUAGUGCGGGAGUCUACCUCACUCUGUACAUCACCCGUCUAGAGCUGUGUGAGCCCUCUCUGAGGCUGGUGGUGACGAUGCUGGCCGGGCUGAUGACUGUAGCUGGAGAGCUGCUGCUGCUGGCCGUGGCACUGGGCUGCCAGUCCUGGAGAGGCCUGCUGGGAGCCGGGGCCGCACCGCUGACACUGUUCCUCAGCUACGGCAUUCCUGGAGUGUUUCCAGAGUCCCCUCGCUGGCUCCUUCUGUCAGAGCGAUCUUCAGACAUGAACUCGUUCAGCGACAGAAGAAACUCCAACAGAGACGCGAGGGAUGACGAGAGCUUCACAGAGAUGGAAUCAGAGCCGUCCUCCUCCUCCCGCCCCCACCUGUCUUUCCCCGAGCUCUUCCACAGCAGGAACAUCUGGAAGAACAUGUGUGUGCUCGGCUUCACCUCGUUCAUCUCUCAUGGCAUUAGUCACUGCUACAGCUCGUUCCGAGGUGACGUCAGAGGCACUGCCCCCGGUUUCUAUUGGAUGUACCUGUUGCCGGUGUGCGCCGGCGGCGCCGCCUGGCUCCUGCUCUGGGCAACCGUGAACAGGUGUGGUCGCCGCGGCAUCCUGCUCCUCUCCAUGACGAUGACGGGGCUGGCCUCUUUGAUCCUCCUCGGGCUCAUGGAGUACCUCAGUGAGACGGCCAUCACCGUUUUCUCAGUGCUGGGUCUGUUCUCCUCUCAGGCCACCGCCUCACUCUGCAUCCUCUUUACUGCAGAAAUCAUGCCCACCGUUAUAAGGGGCCUUGGCGUGGGCAUCAUUCUCGCUCUGGGCUGCCUGGGCCGCCUCAGCUCCCCGCUCAUGGACCUGAGGAACCACUACGGCUACUUCCUGCACCACGUAGUCUACUCGUCUCUGGCGCUGCUGGCCGUGCUGUCCAUCCUGCUGCUGCCCGAGAGCAAGAGGAAGCCGCUGCCGCAGACGCUGGCCGACGGGGAGCUGUACAGACGCCCCCCGCUGGGCAGGAGGAGGAGGGACCACGUGCCGCUGCUGGCGACGCCCAACCCAGAGACCUAAACGAUCCAGAGACAAGAGGCGUAGGCUGGUAGCGUUGCAGCCAGGACAUUUACAAAUGUCAUGUUCCUGCAGAGGAGAAUAAGGAUGGAGCGGUGCAGAGACUUAAGAUGGAUGGAGACAGAAUGAGGUCGAGGCUUCCUGUCUUCCCGGCACAGGCUGAUGGUUCAGCUGACAAUAUUCUACAUCUUCAUCUUUCUGUUUCCUGUCAUUUAGACGUGUUUGAACGUGUUUGAAUACACUCCCACACACACCAUCCUUUCUACAUCGCCUCAUGACAGACCCCACACAGCAAGAUGUUGGCUGCUUAUUACUGACCAUCAGGACACAUCAAGGAACUGAAAUUAUUCUUUGUCUAAACCUGCGUAGACUGUGUUAUUAUUAUUAUGUCUGCUGUGUAUGACGAGACAAAAUCUGCUCAGAAGUGUACGAAAAUAACACAUAGAUGGAUUUUGUCUACUUCUUUUUAACUGACACUCCAAACAGAGUAGGACUCUGUUCUCUGACGUCUGUUGUAACACUUUAGGGGCUGUGGGUGAUACAUGCCGUGUAAAUACUCUAGACUUAGUUUCUUUAACUUAAGCUUGAGUUCAGGAAACUGUAUGCUAUGCAGUGGAGAAACAGUGCAGAGGAGUUUGUGAACACAAAUUAGCUUUUAUCAAUAUUGAGAUCAGAGUCAAAUAAGCAGAACAAAAAGGCCUUUAAUCAUAACAUCAUGUUCGAACCGCCGAAUCUGGCCUGGAGCCAGCGAUAUUUAUAACUUAUGUUGUUAAUAAGCAUAAUCAAUAAAUUAUCCAGAAGCUGGAGGCUUUUGGUUCUAAGCUAAAUACUGUUAAAUUGGUUUGAGAUGACGUGGCAUGGAGGACAUUUUCUCCGGUCCAGUGACUGUCACAACAUUCCUGUCUGCAUGUUGGGAGGAACUUGAAGGGCUUGUUUUCUUUCCUCUGUUUUACUUCAGUAAUUCUCUAGAUGGCCAGUCUCAGCUGUAAGAGAAUAGACGGGUACAAACAAACUACAAUAGAAUAGAGUGUCUCGUGUGUAACCAGACAUACAUUUCUUUGUCAGGACAUGGAGGUUGUUUGUUGUUUGAACUGAAUGUUUUAUCAAUGCUGGAGAAAGGGCCCGAUGAAGACGCUCUGUGAGGUCUAAGUGGGAGCGGCUGAGGGCCCCUGCAGCUCCGAGUGGACCCACCCCUCUACUCCUCCUUGGCCAUAGGGCAAAGAUGGCUGUUCUUUGUUUUGAGUGUGAAAUCUUGACAGCGUCUUUAUGAUGAUGUGCUCGGGUAAUUACGUUUCUGAGGUUGGAGGAUUGGCAUUAAGAGGACAAGGUGGGUGGUGGUGGUGGUGGGG
Pleuronectes platessa (European plaice) is the source of this 3587-nucleotide messenger RNA. RefSeq names its product solute carrier family 22 member 17 (gene slc22a17). The record is from RefSeq and is a predicted model, not a curated record. Lineage: Eukaryota; Metazoa; Chordata; Actinopteri; Pleuronectiformes; Pleuronectidae. Gene Ontology annotation, biological process: transmembrane transport. Bases 496 to 2241 code for a protein of 581 amino acids. The transcript is spliced from 10 exons. Gene Ontology annotation, cellular component: membrane. Gene Ontology annotation, molecular function: transmembrane transporter activity.